AUGCUCCGUCUAUGCUAUGCCGCAUUGUUCGGCUUGAGUUAUGCUGUCUCUCAGAAACCUCUCCUGUCUGAGACCACUGACGACUUCCGUGUACUGCGGAGUAGCCAUGCACCUGAUUACUCAGUGCACAUCAAACGACAGAAUGACUCCAUUUGCGCUGCUGGCUCGCCGCAGUAUACCGGCUGGCUUGACAUUGGGCACAAGCAUCUGUUCUUCUGGUAUUUUGAGAGUCAGAAUGACCCCGCCAAUGACCCGCUGACCCUGUGGAUGACGGGUGGGCCUGGGGACUCCAGCAUGCUUGGCCUCUUUCAGGAGGUCGGUCCUUGUCUGGUCAACGAGCAUGGGAAUGGCACCUAUUAUAACCCCUGGGGUUGGUCCCGGAAUUCAUCGCUGCUCUUCGUUGACCAGCCUGUUGAUGUCGGCUUUUCAUUCGUCGACGAGGGCCAUGAAAAUGAAAUCCCACGUGACUCGCAGGAGGCAGCUGUUGAUAUGCACCGGUUCCUGCAGCUAUUCAUUUCCGAUGUCUUUCCGCAUAAGCUGGAUGCGCCUGUCCACCUUUCUGGUGAAUCAUAUGCGGGCCAUUAUAUUCCGUACCUCGCUGCUCAGAUCGUGCAGCAGAACAAACUUUAUCCCAAUGAGCCUCAGGUACGCUUGCAGUCAUGUCUGGUAGGCAAUGGCUUCAUGUCGCCGAGAGAUACAACCUAUGGAUACUGGGAAACGCUUUGCACCACCAACCCGGGGGUGGCAGAGCCUGUUUUCAAUAAAACCAGAUGUGAUAUUAUGGCGGCCAACAUGCCCAGGUGCAUGGACGUCUACGAAACAUGCGUUAACAACCCAGAUCCCGCCAUAUGCCAUGCCGCUCUCGCCGUCUGCUACGAUGGUAUUCUCGGAUGGUAUGAAAACGAAUCUCACGCAGGAGGUCGCAACAGGUUUGACAUCACCGCUCCAUGUGAAGUUGACGAAGUAUGCUAUGCUCAAGCUGCUCGCGUCGAGCAGUACCUAAAUUCACCAGCGGUGUGGGAUGCUCUCUUGCCGCCUAAGCAGAUUAAGGAGUUCCAGCUGGAGGCUGCAUCGGUUGUUCGCGCGUUCGACAGCACCUCAGACGGCAUGACGUCCACGUCGGAGUUAGUUGCUUUUCUGCUUGCAAACCAGGUACAUUUUCUGGCCUACCAAGGCAAUUUGGAUCUUGCCUGCAAUACCGCGGGGACUCUCCGCUGGGCGCAUUCGCUUUCCUGGAAGGGACAGGUUGAGUUUAACUCCAAAGCGAUGCGAGCCUGGACCUCUGUGGUUGCAGGUAAGGCGGAGAGUGUUGGAACCGCGAAAGAGGUCAAGGUUCAUGUUGGUGAUGCAGAUACUGCGUCACGAUUUGCAAUUGUGACUGUGGAUGGAGCCGGUCAUUUGCUUCCUCAAGAUCGGCCUGAUGUAGCGUUUGAUAUGUUGACUCGGUGGAUCAUGGGAGCGCCCUUUGGUUAG
This is a messenger RNA of Aspergillus tanneri, 1473 nucleotides long. RefSeq names its product putative carboxypeptidase Y (gene cp8). Gene Ontology annotation, biological process: proteolysis. Gene Ontology annotation, molecular function: serine-type carboxypeptidase activity. The transcript is spliced from 4 exons. Gene Ontology annotation, cellular component: fungal-type vacuole. Bases 1 to 1473 code for a protein of 490 amino acids. NCBI's taxonomy places the organism in Eukaryota, Fungi, Ascomycota, Eurotiomycetes, Eurotiales, Aspergillaceae. The record is from RefSeq and is a predicted model, not a curated record.